AUGCGCGCCUGCAUACGGGGCUCCGCCCCCACCCGCUCCUGCUCCGGCGGAAUGGCUUGUGCCGCUGUCGCCGACGCCUGCCCUCGCCGUCCCGUCCGCGCUCGGUCGUGCGCUGCGCCGCACCCCAGGCUACGGCCUCCGCGCUGGCUGCCCCGGCCGCACCCCACGCCCGGCUGCCCGGCCUCCGGGCCUCGCCCCGCGCCCCGCGUGCCGUCGCCGCAUGGCCCCGCGCCGUCGGCCGCGCCCCGCGCCCCACGCGCCGUCGGCCGCGCCCCUCGCUCGGCCUCAUCACCGCCCCACCGCUCGGAGCUCGUCAAGGCCCCGCCGCCACUGGGGACAACCGCCGGCUCGAGCAGCCGCGGGGAGCAGCACUUCGGCCGCCUCUUCGGGUGCGCCAUGGCCGCCAUCGACCGCCGCCCUGGCCGCCUGCGCCGGUGA
This is a messenger RNA of Aegilops tauschii subsp. strangulata, 438 nucleotides long. Lineage: Eukaryota; Viridiplantae; Streptophyta; Magnoliopsida; Poales; Poaceae. The record is from RefSeq and is a predicted model, not a curated record.